AUGAAGCUUUUUACGUUUCUUCUAAGAUAUUCUCUAGGCCAAUUCUCUUCGUCCGUUCUUCACGAUGACAUCUUCUUUGAACCCUGCCAGGCGCGGUUCUUGGAGAACCACGGCUGGGAAAUACCAGCAAAGCUGAAGAGUGAUGGUAUAUGCAGCGUUUCUCCGGAUUUUCUAGAGAUCGAUCUAUGGGACGAUCAUUAUGACGCGAGAAACAAUAAAUAUGUCAUCCCAUUUUAUGUCUCGAAGGGAUUCGAAAACUCAACUUACCUUGACGAGUUCGAAAAUCUCUUCACGGGCGACUCAGCAAUAGCAGAAAUUAGAAAACAAGCUCAAGAUUUUAAUGAGAACACGUGUGUGAAAUUCGUUGAGAUUUCCGAGGCUGAUCUUUCAAAGUAUCCUACUGCUUUUAAAAUCGAGGAAAAUGCCGAUCCUGAAUUUCCUUGCGUGGCGUUUUUGGGAAAACAAGCGAAUCAAACCCUGCGAAUGCGCCCAGAUUGCCCGAAAAAGAACGAUGGAACAGGAGUUUUGCAUCUUUUCAUGCAUAUUCUUGGCUUUAAUCACGAAUCAAGUAGAUUUGAUAGAGAUGAUUUUGUUGGGGUCAAUCAGAAAUUUUCCAAAACAACGGAGUUUUUCAAGAUUCCCAAAGAAUACGGCGCUUUAUAUGAUGACUACGAUUUCAACUCAAUCUUGCAUCAUCCAGCAUACCUCGAUCAAGAAGGCUUGCCAAACAUUUAUGCUCCUCCUCGACCGAGUCAACUAGCACCUGUUAAUCUUCAUGCUCCAUUUUCCGCGUCUGAUCUUCUCAAAAUCAAACUCAGAUAUCCCUGCUUGGCAACAAGUGAAUGCUUGCGAGACCCACCGCCAUGCGGCAUUAGCUCAAACUUGUGUGAAAAUACUCCCAGCGGUUUCACCUGCAUUUGCGCUGAUGGAUUUGAGCUGAACAAUGGAACCUGUGAAGACAUCAAUGAGUGCGUCGAUCCAGAUUUUAACACGUGUGCAAACCCUGCGGACUGUAGGAAUAUCCAUGGCGGUUUUCGCUGCAGUCGAAAGAAAGUCGACAUCGUUUGGCUAAUCGAUGGUACUGGCCCAUACAAAAAGUACCAAAAUGCAGCCAAGAGUGCAUUCAAAGAGCAAGUCGAAUUUCUCCUUAACCUUCAAGAAACAGACGAAAAAUAUGACUCGUUUGAGUUUCGAAUGGGAAUGACAUUUUUUGCGGACAGACGUUUUGCUCAAAAUGAGAUGAUUUCCACAACAAGAAGAGUUUAUCAAGCUGAUCUGGCAUUAACAGAUGUUAAUGAUUAUUCCUUCGAUAAGUCAUAUGAUGAUGCUUUUUCAAAAAUAAACAGUAUGUAUAACGGUGGAGAUGAUCAAGAAGAUCCCCUACUUGGAAUAAUUUUCACAAUGACAGACCCCACAAUCGGCUGGGCUUCAGACUCAAUCAAGCAGGUCCAUGUCUUUACCGACGUCGACUAUCAUUUCGAGGCCCUCUCGUCCGACCACCCUCCCCUUGAAAAGUGGACGUAUCAGCCCUCAACGCUGUAUACUUAUUACGACAGAGAUCUCACGAAUGACUUCACUUUUGGCUUCGUGCGAAAUUUGAGCAGCUCGGUUAUUGAUUAUUCAUACCGACCAGAAAUUGCCAUUUCUCAGCUUUAUUUCAAUGUUGCUGAUCAAUUCGCUCAAAUGGAAGAAAUCAUCGUCGAAGCCGUCGAGGAAUCUCUUGAGAUCGACAACUUCAUUGAUUUUUGUGCGGUGAAUCCUGAUCAGUGCCACCCAAAUGCCUCUUGCGAAAACCACGAAACAACUGUAAACUGCACUUGUAAUGAAAAAUUUGAGGGCGAUGGUUUCUACUGCUCACCGAUUAAUCCUUGCAAAAACAAUCCAUGUGAUGCUGCAACGGAGAAAUGCUUAUUUACCGGUCCCGACGAGUAA
This is a messenger RNA of Oikopleura dioica, 1932 nucleotides long. NCBI's taxonomy places the organism in Eukaryota, Metazoa, Chordata, Appendicularia, Copelata, Oikopleuridae. The record is from the annotation of a GenBank genome assembly.